Molecule: messenger RNA, 1240 nt
Organism: Hypoxylon trugodes
Lineage: Eukaryota; Fungi; Ascomycota; Sordariomycetes; Xylariales; Hypoxylaceae
Product: ribosomal protein L4
Exons: 3
Coding region: 100-1068 (322 amino acids)
Biological process (GO): translation
Cellular component (GO): ribosome
Molecular function (GO): structural constituent of ribosome
Source: RefSeq, a predicted model, not a curated record
CGGGCCUUUAAUUGAGUUCCAAGUCUUCAAUCUAAAUCACCAUCAUCCCAAUCCAUUAUCCGAUAGAGCCCAAUUGUGUCCCUGGGAGUUAUCGGAGAGAUGGCGAGCAAGGGCGUAAGAGGUCUCAAUGAGGCCUUGAAAAGCCUGAGUCUAUCAUCACAAACAUGCAGAGAAGCCGCCACACAUCGAAUACCAACGACAUUCACGAGGUCAAUGGCUACCGAAAGCCCUUUCCCUGACACAGCGACAACACAAUACGAACAUUGGCGACCACCAACCACGAUCCCAGUAACAAUCUUCAACUUCCCCACCAUGGAACCUCUCCGCCUCGAAGACUGGUCAGCAAAACACCUGCACCUCCCGCUCCGUCGAGACAUUCUACACCUAGCCGUAGUCUACGAAGGCGACAACACGCGGCAAGGCACAGCAUCCACGAAAACGCGCUGGGAAGUCGCCGGUUCGCACCGCAAGAUGCGGCCGCAAAAAGGCACGGGCCGGUCACGAAUAGGCAGCAAGCAAUCCCCGAUGCUUCGGGGUGGUGGAAAAGUAUUCGGACCGCACCCCCGCGAUUUCGGCACCGAGUUGCCUCGGAAAGUAUACGACUUAGCCUGGCGAACGGCACUUUCGUACCGGUACCGUCGAGGCGAGUUGAUCGUCGCGGAGGAUGGUAUGGAAUUACCGUUGCCGGAGUGGUAUACAGCGCAAGAAGCUGAGUUCCCGACGGAAUUGCAACGCUCGCUUAAGGCGCAUCAUGUCAAGCAGAUUAUGGAUUACCAUGGUUGGGGACGGAGAGAUGGAAGGAGUACGUUUAUCACGACUAGCGCGCGGGAUAAUCUAUCGACUGCGUUGGAUGAGGAGCCGAAUUAUGGACGCGCGUUGGAGGUUGAGGAUGUGGAUGUAAAGAAUUUACUUGAGUCCGGUCGAUUAAUUGUUGAGAGGGAGGCGCUGAGGCAGUUGCUCCAGGAACACCAGAGUGAUCUUGUUGCGAGGGUUUUCGUGAAUAAGAAGCUUGGAACGGCGGAAUUAUCGGCUGCGAAGGAAGUAGAUGGUCAAGUGGUGGUGGCUUAAAUAGAUGCAUACAUGAUCUAUUUCACGAAGACAGGCGGAAUGUAAUCUACGAUAUCAAUAUAUUUGGUUAUAUAUUAUACGAGAUCUUUCGAUGACCUCUGUAACUACAGAUCUCCUAGUGAGAUCGGUACAUACUGCAUAUCAAAAACGUUAAAAGAAUCCCUUCAAUUUU